GGUUUUAAUCCCUUGGUAAAAGAGGGACUAUAGGCACCUUCCCAGCUUCGACCAACUAUACUAGUAUUCGAGAGCACAAGUCCACAUCAGUCAGACCAUAAUAUGCGAUACUGGAUAAUCUAACUGUGUCGCAAGCAUUGCUCCCGUGCUUCUCGUAUAGAUUCGUGGAAAGUGUCAUUGUCAAAGUGCUAAAGAAUAUCAGGGAUUAAUAGGGAGGUGUGAAUUGACAAGUGUAUUUCGUCGUACGGAUUAUAAUGGAGUGACAGCCAGUAGCAGUAUUUUUGAGGGCUUAAAAAGGACGAAGUCAGAGUGACGUUAGUACGUUUCUCGGUGCGUUUUUAACGCGAUCCACGCGCUGUUCCUGUGACGUGUAAACUUUAUGGCUGAAUAUGUAGUCAAACGUCUGUAGAAAGCUAGUAAAAUGCUAUGGCUGCCUCGAGGUUGCAUAACACCGAGGAAGAUUUGAAUGGAGAAUCUGGAUCAGAAGCUAGUAGUAUCUACCAGUCUGGUUCUGUUAUUUCAACUGUACCUGAUAGACAUGGAUUCCUGGGAGGUUCUCAAUAUAGUCCUGAACGAAAACAAGCUAUACCACCGGAGGUGAUAUUGCGACGCGAGAGAAAAUGGAUAAGAAUGUUAAACAAUUGGAAUGUUUUUAUGACAACAAAUUAUCGUAAAGUGCGAGAAAGAUGUCGAAAAGGUAUACCGCCAUCAGUGAGACUGCGAGCAUGGCUCAAUCUCUGCGGUGGUGAACUUUUAAUGAAAGAAAAUCCAAAUCUCUACGAGGAGUUAUUAAUGAGACCAGGAGAUCCAAAGUAUAUAGAAGAUAUAAAAAAAGAUCUUCAUCGACAAUUCCCUCAUCAUGAGAUGUUCGUUGAGAACGCUCCUGGACAGCAGGAACUAUUUCAAGUGCUGAAGGCAUAUUCGAUACUGAACAGCAAAGUGGGUUACUGCCAGGCUCAAGCACCAAUUGCUGCAUUUUUAUUGAUGCAUAUGCCAGCCAUACAGGCCUUCUGGUGUCUUGUUGCUGUCUGUGACAAGUAUCUUGUGGGAUACUAUAGUCAAGAGAUGGAAACGUUGCAGCGUGAUGGCGAUAUUCUCUUUGCUUUGUUGAAGAGAGUUUCUCCAGUCGCAUAUAAACACUUGAAAAAGCAAAAGAUGGAACCGAUUCUCUACAUGACCGAAUGGUUCCUAUGCGUAUACACAAGGACAUUGCCAUGGGAAAGUAUUCUACGGGUCUGGGACAUGUUCCUCUGUGAGGGCGUCAAGGUCAUCUUCAAGGUCGGGCUGGUCCUGCUCAAAUGUUGCCUGGGUCGUACGUCGCUUACGAAACGCUGUCCGACAAUGUACGAGACCCUUCAAGUAUUACGAAAUCCUCCUCAUCAGAUCAUGGAAGAGGAGGCGUUGGUGUACCAGAUACAGAGACUGAAUUUGAGCGAGGAAGACUUCGAAUACGAACAUCAGCGACAGACGUUAAGAAGAAAAGCAAAGGAUCAAGCGUCUCUACCAACUGCCAAUGGAAACAACUGAUGAAAAAGAUGGUAGCUGAUAAUUUACAACGUUUGAAAUAAAGAAAUAAGAAAGAGAAGAAAAUAAAAGAAUGUGUCGUUACAAGCUGUGCCUUUUCUCAAAAAUAUAUUGGACGACAAUGCGUAGACUGUGCGCAAUCUACUAAGUAUAAUAUUGGAGGAUGAGUAAUGCAUUCAUGAUGAGAAGGCAAUAAAAUGGCAAAAUGGUGUAUGCACGUAUUAUACAUUUUUCGAAUA
Cephus cinctus (wheat stem sawfly) is the source of this 1763-nucleotide messenger RNA. RefSeq names its product TBC1 domain family member 10A (gene wkd). The coding region runs from base 427 to 1527 and encodes 366 amino acids. Lineage: Eukaryota; Metazoa; Arthropoda; Insecta; Hymenoptera; Cephidae. The transcript is spliced from 5 exons. The record is from RefSeq and is a predicted model, not a curated record.